This is a messenger RNA of Tricharina praecox, 570 nucleotides long. RefSeq names its product high affinity copper transporter. Gene Ontology annotation, molecular function: copper ion transmembrane transporter activity. Gene Ontology annotation, cellular component: membrane. The coding region runs from base 1 to 570 and encodes 189 amino acids. Gene Ontology annotation, biological process: copper ion transmembrane transport. The transcript has 4 exons. NCBI's taxonomy places the organism in Eukaryota, Fungi, Ascomycota, Pezizomycetes, Pezizales, Pyronemataceae. The record is from RefSeq and is a predicted model, not a curated record.
AUGGACCACUCUAUGCACAUGGGCUCCGCAACCACCACCACCAGCGCUGCCGCCGCCGCCUCCUCCUCUGCCUUCAGCGCCGAAGCAGCAGCAGCAUGCCAAAUGCAGAUGCUCUGGAACUGGAGCACGCUCAACUCCUGCUUUCUAUCGUCAUCAUGGCACAUCCGCAGCCACUCACAGUUCGCGGGCAGCUGCGUGGGCGUAUUCCUCCUCGUGGUACUCAUCGAGGGGCUACGCAGGGGAGGAAGAGAAUGGGAUCGCUGGAUUGUGCGGCGGCAUGUGCGGCAGCGGGGGAACGAGGAGGGGAUCGAGGGGAAGAAAGGGACGGAGACGGGGACGGGGAUGGGGACGGGGAUGGGGAUGGGAACGAUGGUGGGGAUGGCAAAGGGGACGAAGGUUACGCCCACGCUGCUGCAGCAGGCGGGGAGGACGGCGAUCUAUACGGCGCUUUUUGGCGCGGGAUAUUUCAUCAUGUUGUUGGCUAUGUACUACAAUGGCUACAUCAUCUUCUCGAUACUCCUGGGGGCCUUCGUGGGGAAUGCGGUGUUUGGAUGGGAUACUGUUGGGUAA